AUGGCUCUUGAGCUUUUUAUUUCCCCCUAUAUACAUAACUCGCAUUAUUAUCUCCAUCCUCUACCGCCUACUAGGCCCUUAAGAAUUCAGAUACAAGGCCUUAUAUAUCGGGCAUUAUAUGGUAAAGGGGGGUUCAAGGAGGCUAACGGUAUUCCGGCUGUGCGAGAUGAGUAUUUGGUAUGGGCAAUAGACUAUAUCGACUACUACGGAGUUAUAUUCGAUUACCUCGUUCCUGCUAACGAUCCGAACCCAGAAGUGCUUGCAAUUAGUAUUAAUGAAGUGGAUAAUGACAAAGGAGCAUUCGCCAACAAGGUCCUCUUGUUUCAAAUAGGCCUGGUAGAAUACACAGGGAAGAAGGUCCUCGUAGUACCGAGAUGUUGUCAGGUUAAGAAAGGUACGCAGGAUCGUUAG
Messenger RNA from Hyaloscypha bicolor E, 411 nucleotides. RefSeq lists its product as uncharacterized. The transcript is spliced from 3 exons. NCBI's taxonomy places the organism in Eukaryota, Fungi, Ascomycota, Leotiomycetes, Helotiales, Hyaloscyphaceae. The record is from RefSeq and is a predicted model, not a curated record. Bases 1 to 411 code for a protein of 136 amino acids.